AUGGCUUCCAUCGCUUUUUGGAAUUGUAGAGCGAAGAAAAGUCAGGCUUCUCUAUAUCUAAGAGAAUUUGUGAAGGAGUUUGAUGCCUUUAUUGUUGGGUUGUUGGAAACCAAGAUUUCUUCCAUAGACAGGAAGGGAGUGCAUAAGCUUAUCGGAAUGGAUUGGGACUUUGAUUAUGUUUUAGCUGAUGGAUUAUCAGGUGGAAUUCUUAUUUUGUGGAACUCCAAGGUAUCUUCGUUUAAUGUCUUAGAAUCUUUUUCUCAAGGUAUUAUUGGAGAUCUUGAUGUUUUUAACAAGGGUGUUUGGCGUAUCUCUAACGUGUAUGGGAGUAAUGACAUUGUUAAAAGAAGAGAAUUGUGGAGGAAAGUAGAACAGCUUUCCUCCAAGGAUUUACCUUCAGUAGCGGGUGGGGACUUCAAUUGUUUGUUGGAUAGUGGAGACAAAAGGGGUGGGAGAGAAUUCAGUUUUUCACAAGGUUCAAAGGAAAUGAAAUCAUUUCUUAUCAAUAAUGAUUUUCAUGAUGUUGGCUUUAUAGGACCUCGUAUCACUUGGUGUAAUAACAAAACAAAUGGGGCUCGGAUCUUGAAGAGGUUAGACAGAUGUUUUCUGAAUUCUAAAGCAAUUGAAGUUAUCUCAAUGGGUGGUGGUAAAGCAUCUUGCAAGGGUGGCUUGAGACCAUUGCCCUAUUUUAGUUAA
Messenger RNA from Dendrobium catenatum, 696 nucleotides. RefSeq lists its product as uncharacterized. Lineage: Eukaryota; Viridiplantae; Streptophyta; Magnoliopsida; Asparagales; Orchidaceae. The record is from RefSeq and is a predicted model, not a curated record. Gene Ontology annotation, molecular function: catalytic activity. The transcript has a single exon. The coding region runs from base 1 to 696 and encodes 231 amino acids.